Molecule: messenger RNA, 1845 nt
Organism: Rhopilema esculentum
Lineage: Eukaryota; Metazoa; Cnidaria; Scyphozoa; Rhizostomeae; Rhizostomatidae
Product: V-type proton ATPase subunit S1
Cellular component (GO): proton-transporting V-type ATPase complex
Molecular function (GO): ATPase activator activity
Source: RefSeq, a predicted model, not a curated record
ACGCCUGCGCAACUCGCCCAUGACCUGGACAGGACAUACAGUGAUCAAGAUGGCCGGCCUAUUAAUAUGGAGAAGUGUAGCUCUUAUUAUCAUUGUUUUCAUAUGUAAAUCUAGCAGUUUUGGAUCUACUCCGCUGUUUCUUUGGUCAAAUGAUAGAGAGUUAACUUCAAGUGAUGAUACAGUUCUUGGGCAUGACUUUUCUGUCACUGAGGCAAAGAUUCAUUUGAAGAGUUUCCUUGAAUCACCUAGAGCAGUAGUAUUAUUUGUUCAAGACAAGCUCAGUUUUGAUGAUGUCACAAAAUAUGGCAGAAAAUCAUUUGAAUCAAAGUCAACUGUAUUUCAAAAUCUGCAGAAAUUUUUUGACAAAAAUGGAAAGGCGGUAAUACCUUCUGUAGUGAAAAAGGAAGGUGAAAUGACGUUAACAGCAUUGCUAAGAAAGCAACAUGCUGGCCAGGUGAAAGAGAUAUACAGUUCAGACAUUGAUUUGUGGAACUAUGAUAAGAGUGCUGUAGUUGGGAAGAAGCUUUUUAUUUUUCACCUCCCACCAGUGGAGGGAAGCACUGAAAAAGGAAAAAUGUCAAUCUUGUCAAAAAAUGAUGACAUCAUGGGAAAGAUAAUAUCACAAUUUGAUAAGCAUGAUAUGUACACCGCUUUACUUACUGCUGCUGAACCCUCUGAUAUUUUUGAGCGAAUCCACAAGGAUGCAUCGGAUGGGACAGGAUUAAAACGGCAUCUUCUCAGCGUACAGUCAUCUGCUGGACAGUUAUUCAAUCUGUCAACUUGUUUUUUUCUGUAUGCAAACAGCAUUAAGCUAACUUAUGGGGGACAUUCAGCAGAAAUGAUAAACGCUACAGCAACUCAAAGUGGGAAAUGCUCUAACAACCAGUCGACUUUUUCACUUGUGUUCAACAAAAAUCUUCCAAAAAACAUCACACAGUUCGAGUUAAGGAUGUCAUUUGCAAAGCUAUCCAACACUGACUGGGCCUGUUCGGCAAUGGACGUCACAUACAGUGGUACACUUGGUAAAGGAACCGAGGAAACAGGUGUCAAAUUCGAUUAUCCCGGUUGCCCUACCACAGUUACUGCCCCAAAAUCUGCGGCAUACACCUGUGGCAGUCUUCAGCUCAAAAGCAUCAAUGACACAUCUACUGUCACUUUUGGACGUUUCCAGGUUCAGCCAUUUGGAACAAAGGGUCAGCCGUUCGCCAAUGCCUACGACUGUGUGGAUUUCUUUACCAUUCCGAUUCUUACAGGCUUAUUCGUCACAGCCCUUCUUAUUAGCAUCGUCUUCGGUGGAAUAUUUGCCAUGAUGGGAAUAUCAACAAUGGAUCGUUUUGAUGACCCGAAGGGGCCAACUAUUCAAGUUCCGCAUGAAUGAAUCACUAACACCUAAGAAAUUGAUUUUGGUAGAUUCCCUUUUAUACUUAAAUUGCCGUCUUACAAUUAUUGUUGAAUAUUUAUUUACUUUCGUCUAAUUUUGGUAAGGCUGGUCUUGAAUUUGUUUUCUGAAUAGCGACUGAAUGUGGAAGUGGACAGUCUUCCGUCUCCCAUCUAGCAAAUCUAUGCAACUGGAAUAUACGGUCACGCUCUGGGAGGCUCCAAUGUACCAGUGAUAUUUUCUGCUUAUCCUAUACGAUUUCCAGCACGAAAAUUUCCAGUUCUUUAAGGUAGAAAAGCCCUGCUUCCAAAUCAUUGAUUGGAUGGAAUAAAAAGGAGCAUCUAAUUUUCAAGAUCCUUUUUAUUAUGUAGCCUGCCCAUUGUUUGUAGAAGGGCAGCAUCUGAAGUUGAUUUUUUGAUGUUUCUUUGAAUGUAUUUGAUUACGUAUAAUGGUAUCGUUAGUCGUCA